Messenger RNA from Caenorhabditis sp. 36 PRJEB53466, 4205 nucleotides. NCBI's taxonomy places the organism in Eukaryota, Metazoa, Nematoda, Chromadorea, Rhabditida, Rhabditidae. The record is from the annotation of a GenBank genome assembly.
AUGUCCAUCGAGUCAUCUGAAAGUGAGUUUGCGUCUUUCUUAGUAUCUGGGUCAGUUCGGAUUAGUCCACCAGUUUGUUCCUUGGUCAAUUUAUUUCAACUUUGGUUAUUUGUUCCAUUAAAUCGCGCCCCGACCAAUUAUCAUUAAACUUCCUCCCCUACCCUACCGCCGUGGUCGUUAAACCGAAUGUCGCAAAUGCCAGAAUUAGCCCCGCAUCACAACUAUUAUUUGAUUCUAGUGCACUGAUCGCUCACAUUCUUAUCAGCCACAAAACUGCCAACUGCGGCCACCCCGCCCCACCUUAUGGGGUGUAUCGGUGUUGGUCUUCACGCGUGUUGACAUUUACGCAUAUAUCGAAGAUACACGUAAUAAUUUUGUAUUCGAAAGUUCACACUACUCCGAGCCGUCGACGCUUUGGUGGGCAAGAGGGGGAGAGAUGCGUCUCUGAAUGUGCAAACAUUAUAUUUGUAUAAGAAGAAGAAGAUGCGAGGUAGAAGGCAAAAAGAAGGAGGGCAAAGAGAAAACAAUCUGUUUGUGAUGGUGUGUACGUGUCCGACCGUCGGAGGGGCCUUUCCCUCUUUCUUCUUCUCUCUCUCUCUCUCUUUCCUUCUGCGCUGCGACGACUUUCCGGCCAAUCUUGUACAUUCCGAAAGAAAGAGGGAAACGCGGGCGCGCGCAUCCUCAACCGAUGCUGUUGCUGACUCAUCGCUGUUUGCAAGGAUGGGAAAGAAAUCGACGGUCGCUCGCGCACAUGAUUACUUUUUCUGUUGACCAUGUUUUGCCGCAAAAUGAGUCAUCUGAUGGAAAAGAGGGACGGGGGAAGAAAUAUGCACUCUGGGAACUGACUUUGAGGCACAACAAUACUAAAAAAACAAAAGAUUUGUUUCAGAAGCGCAUCAAGCGAUAGAGCUGCUUGAGGAUUACCAUCAGACACUCAGCAGACAAUCUGAGGAAGAGCUACGGAACAAUAUCGAGCGACUCAUUAGCACUUUCAAAUCGCAGUUGGUGCACACUUUGCUUGGUAAGGAAUCAACGAAAUUGUUCCGAAUUGUAACUCUGAAACUUUAGAUAUUCAUGACUUGUACGAGCAAACCCUGCUCAGCAACAAGAGCUACUCUACUAAGAAUAUCGAAGUGAAGCGUUUGAUCGACAGAUUGGAUUCUUAUCCACUCUUCAACCGCGCAGCGACCACGACUUCAACAUCGAACUAUAACCUUUCGAGCACCGCUCCACUUGUCUCAGACGUAAGUACAUUUUCAGCUGAUUUCGACACAAAUGGAGUGAUUUCAGAUCAGAGACCGCGGCGGUUUCUCUUAUUUGGAUGGAGGACUCGGAAACGGAAUCACCUCCUCUCCGUUCAACCUCUCGAGCAGUUAUCUGCACGAACGCCAACGUCAGACCAGUCAUGAUGGGACCUGGAAGGAAGUGACCACUCGCACCGUCGACACACCGAGCGGACUCGAGAGACAAACCGUUGAGGUAGCUCUAUUCAUCCUCAUUUCACACUCAAUUUAUUUUCCAGCAUAACGGAGUUAUCGAUGAGUACGGCCGUAAAUGGGAGAUCGAGGAAGUGGUUCUAGAGAAAGGUCACACCGGCCUUGGAUUCUCGAUCACUGGAGGUAUGCGCGCUGAACCGAUAAUCAUGAUGCAAUCCAUCUGAUUUCAGGAAUUGACCAGGCAACGCAGGAUGGAGAUACUGCCAUCUGCGUCACGAAAAUCAUUGAAGGAGGAGCGGCACUUGCCGACGGGCGCAUGAAGUACGCCGUUCGAAACUGGGAGAUGGGAUCUAAUUUGUGCAAUUACAGAAAAGGUGACAUUAUCAUGAGCGUGAACAACACGAACUGCGUUGGCGUCGAGCACGAAGUCGCAGUCAACGCACUCAAGAACUCUGGAAACGUCGUGUCUUUGCGUCUCAAGCGUCAGCGCGAGGAUGCUCCCAUCCCGAUCGGCGGCAAUUUUGGGGGAUCAUCCUCCUAUCUUCGCAGCGGAAUCACACCGUCCGUAAGUGCCGGCAACUUGCAACACGCCAUUCACUCGCCGUCGGCUCCAUUGCAUCCGCCACCGCCGCCGCCAGUUCAUCACGGAUCAUUGAGCCAAUUAUCUGUGGCCCAAUACCGUUCCACACGACCGAACACGCACACCAUCGAUCUGAUUAAGGUUGGUUGCAAACAUUCUGUUCCGAAAAAAAAACGUUCCGCGUUUACAGGGCGAACGGGGACUUGGAUUCUCAAUUGCUGGAGGCCGCGGAAACGAGCAUGUGAAGGAAGACACUGACAUCUAUGUCACCAAGAUCAUUGACGACGGAGCUGCCGAUCUGGAUGGCAGACUCAGAGUCGGUGACAAGAUUCUGGAGGUUGACAACCAUUCCCUCGUCAACGUCACCCACGACAUCGCUGUUGACGUUUUGAAAAAGACUGGAAAUCGUGUUCGUCUUCUCGUCCAGAAGGGAAAUGGACUACCGUUUAGCGAAUCUGCCAGCCAACAGUUUCAGACUACUCCUAUUUUGAGACGUGAGAAACCGCCAACCUCGAUAGAAUAUAUAACUGUUGCAUUUCCAGCGACCUCAGUGCAAGAUUUCAAUCGUCCUUACGGAUCGCAGAGCCAUCUCUCCUAUGGCACUCCACAGAACACGAGCUACAACUCUCAGACCCCUGUCGCCAUCCCACUUGACAAUCGUUCAGUUCAACUCUACAAGGGACAGAACGGACUGGGAUUCAAUAUUGUCGGAGGAGAGGACAAUGAGCCGAUCUACAUCAGUUUUGUCCUUCCAGGAGGAGUUGCCGAUCUCAGUGGAAACGUGAAGACCGGUGAUGUUCUCCUCGAAGUGAACGGAGUCGAUUUGAGAAAUGCUACUCACAAGGAGGCUGCUGAGGCGCUGAGAAACGUCGGAAAUCCUGUGUACCUCACUCUGCAGUACAGACCACAAGAGUACCAGAUCUUCGAGUCAAAGAUCGAGAAGCUGAGAAACGAUGUGAUUGCUCAGUCCAGAAUGGGAACUCUCAGCAGAAAGUCGGAGUACGUCAGAGCUCUCUUUGACUACGAUCCAGCUCGCGAAAACUCUGUCCCACCGCACAGAUCGAUGGGAUUCAACUACGGAGACAUUCUCCACAUCAUCAACUCGUCGGACGAUGAGUGGUGGACCGCUAAAAGAGUGCUUGAUAACGGAGAGGAGACCACAGAAGGAGUUAUUCCGUCGAAAAAACGUGUCGAGAAGAGGGAGAGACUCCGCAGAAAGCAGGUCAACUUCAACGCCGGAUCCCAAUCGCUGGGCCGUAACUCCAACUCCACUGGACUGGAACAUCGUCGCGGAAGCCGCAGUCAGCUCUCCUUCUCCAGAAAAUUCCCAUUCGUGAAGAGUACCGACAGACUCAACGAUCUGGCAGCCGAUGAGAACGCCAGCGUUGCUGAAGAGCCGGUAUUCUCGUACCAGGCUGUCGAGCAACAACAGAUCAACUAUGUCCGCCCGGUCAUUAUUCUCGGAGCGCUCAAGGACAGAAUCAACGACGAGCUCGUCAACCGUGACCCACAGAGAUUCAGCAGCUGCGUGCCACGUAAGUCGAAAUAAAAAUUUCAGUAAAAUAACAUUUCUGUUUCAGACACUUCUCGCCCACCACGAGAGAAUGAGGUUCAUGGACGUGAUUACUACUUCGUUAACAAACUGAACAUGGAGGAGGACGUCAAGAACAAUUUGUUCAUCGAGGCCGGACAAUUCCAGAACAACCUCUACGGAACGAGCAUUCAGAGCGUGCGUGAUGUCGCCAACACGGGACGCCACUGCAUUUUGGACGUCAGCGGAAACGCCAUCCGCAGACUUCAGACCAAUGCAAACAUCCAGCCGAUUUCAAUCUUCAUCAAACUCAACUCUCCAAAGCAGAUCCAGUGCGUAAAAGUUUUUCUGCAGCUCUUGUUUCUAACUUCCUAUUUUUCAGAGACCUGGACAGCCAACUCGUCUCCUCGAGACACGACGAUCGGCCGAUGACUGAGGACGACGCACAGGCUCAGUUCUCAAGAUGCCAGAGAAUCGAACAAACAUUCGGAGACCUGUUCACUCGUGAGUUUCAAUUCCCCUUCAACCUUUAACCGACAAAAAUGAUCAUGUUUCAGAUGAGAUUUCGAAUGUCCACAGCGCCAAUGAAGUCCUGAACAGAGUGUACGGCCUGAUUGCCAAGGAGUCGCAGAACACGAUCUGGGUGCCGCGCCACUAA